Messenger RNA from Mesoplodon densirostris (Blainville's beaked whale), 1746 nucleotides. RefSeq names its product NUT family member 2F-like. The transcript is spliced from 7 exons. Bases 1 to 1746 code for a protein of 581 amino acids. The record is from RefSeq and is a predicted model, not a curated record. Lineage: Eukaryota; Metazoa; Chordata; Mammalia; Artiodactyla; Ziphiidae.
AUGACCCGCCCCUCCCCCGCCGAACGGCCGUUGGAGCCCAACCCUCCGCGCUCGCGCAUGCGCUCCUGUCUUCCGGAGCCCCAGCAGAUGCCGGGAGCCGUUGGAAGACGAGGGACCGCGUGCCCGAGAGCCCCGCCCCAGUGGGCGUGCGCAGGCGUGCGCAGGCGUGCAGGCGCGGGGCGCGCGGGCCUAGGAGGUCUCUGCCGGAGAGGAGAGGAGAGAAAUGGAGGGUCGGGCCCGCUGCGGAACUUCUCUGACGACGCUCCUCGCCGGGAACCUUCCCCAGUGCUUCGAUCCCUGGCCCGCCUGAAGCCCACCAUGAAGCUGGAGGAGGGACUGUGCAGGGCCGUGCAGGAAUGGCAGCGCAAAAGCGACAUUGACCGGAAGAUCCACUACAAGAUGGAGGAAAAGUUCAUGGAGUUUGAGGCCGAGGAGGAGAUGCAGGUUCAGCAGUUGCAGUGGAUGCAGUGCACGCAGGGCCUGCCUCCUCCAGCCCCACCGAAGCUGGAUCCUCCGGGGCCCCCAGCCCCGAAAGUGGGCCUUCAGCCAGCCACCCAGGUUCCCACUGGAGUUGAAGGCACAGGUGGUCCUGACCCCCCUACACCCACAUCAAUGUCCCCCAACAAUGCCCUCACCAGCGUGCGCUCGGUGGUCAGGAGGUGGACCGGGGGCCCCUCACCUUCCUUCCCUUCCUCCUGCUCCGCCUCAGCCUGUGCUCCCGGGAUGUCCGGCCCCAGGGCCCAGCCCUCCCGCCCGAAGCCACACAGGUCCCAGCGACCCCCGGAGCCCAAGGCACCCGAGGAGAUUCCCCCUGAGGCUGUGAGGGAGUAUAUGGACAUCAUGGAGGCGCUGGUGGGGCCCGUCCACUCAGCCACAGGCGACUCAGAUGCAGAAUGGGGAGAGGGCGGAAAUGAGCUGCAGCAGGAAGAGGACGGCACCUACUCGGACCCGGAUCUCUUGAGCUACAUUGACAAGCUGUGUUCCCAGGAGGACUUUGUCACCAAGGUGGAGGCAGUCAUUCACCCUCGAUUCCUGGCAGAUUUGCUUUCCCCAGACCCACAGCUGGAUCUCUUGGCCCUAGAGAAGGAGCUGGAGCAGGAGGAAGGGCUCACCCCCGAAGAACUGGUGCAGAAACGACUCCUGGCCUUGAAAGAGGACGAGGGUGUGCGGGCAGCCCCGAGUCACAGUGCACCCGGAAUGGGCUCAAGUCCUUCUGAGUCUGACGCCGGCCAAGGUGCCCAGAGGCACGACCAAGACCCCCAUCUAGCGGGUCAAAGGCACACUGGCCCUCUACAGGGACCCAGGGAUGCCUCUGUUCUCAGAGAGGCCUCUCCUGUUCGGGAGGCCCGAGGGCCCAGGAACGGGGAGGAGCUCUCCAGCCUGGCCUUCCUCUCUGGCUCUCUGCAGAGCCUGCUUCCUUUCUGGCUGUCCCAGAGUCCUGUGCGUGCCUCAGGCCUGGCCUCCCCUGGAGGUUGGGGGGCCCAGAGUGCUCCCCAGGCCCCCUCCCCUCAGAGAAGAAGCCUCAGCCCAGCUCCACCAGCCGCUCCCAAGUCGAGGAAGUGGGCUCUGUGUGGACGCCCAGCCGCUGCUGAGAAGCUGCCCAUCCCCGGGGCUGGCCUCGGCGUCUCUGGGAGGCCAGCCUUGGCUCUGGGGCUGGCUUGCCCGUCACAGCCCAGAAAGAGAAAGCGUGACCCGUUUGUCACAGAGAAGCGUGGGUGGAGGAAGAAGAAGCCCUGCAGCCAGUAG